Messenger RNA from Ixodes scapularis (black-legged tick), 988 nucleotides. RefSeq names its product zinc finger BED domain-containing protein 4-like. The transcript has 3 exons. The record is from RefSeq and is a predicted model, not a curated record. The coding region runs from base 1 to 882 and encodes 293 amino acids. NCBI's taxonomy places the organism in Eukaryota, Metazoa, Arthropoda, Arachnida, Ixodida, Ixodidae.
AUGGCGAAGAAUGUGUUUGCAAAACUGAAAUGUCUCUGGAGGAAGCAAGCCCAGUCAGUUCAAGCCGCUGAAGCCAUAAAACUCACCCUAGGAAGACAACUUCCUGUCCCAAACGCGACGCGAUGGAACUCUUUGUAUAACGCUGUAAAGUUCCUGAAUGAGGUCUCGAAAGGCAAACUGGACGCCACAUUCGAGAGACUUUCGCUGCCAAAGCUACAGAACGAGGAGCUUGCCUUCAUCGACGAAUACUGCAAGACGAUGUAUGGCGUGGCGAAGGCACUGGACAUCCUGCAAGGCGAGCAGUACAUGUAUAUGGGUGUGCUGCAGCCCACUCUCCACUCGCUCUUGCGAUACCAAGGGUCCCUGUCACAAAUGCAGUACUGCACCCCACUUUCCAACGCCCUUGAGGCGGGAGUCAAGAAGAGGUUUUCAGAAGUUCUUGAAGACAAGGACUUGGCCCUUGCAGCGGCGGUACACCCCAAGUUCCAGCUAUCCUGGAUCAUGGAAAACGAGCGGAAAGCUGCAACUGUACGGCUGCUCGAGGAAGAAUGUCGUGCGCUGGAGGAGCACUGCAGUGAGGACGCAACAGGCAAAGAGGAUGGCGACGAAGACGAUUUUUUUUUCCACUUGCCUCAAGCAUUACCAUCAUCAACGGAGGUGCAACAGUGGGUGAGCGACCCCGCGACCGAUCUGACCGGGCUCUCAAGGUUCCCCAUGAUAAAGAGGAUCUUCAUCAGGCUCAACACGGGGAUUCCGUCAAGCGCGCCGGCUGAACGCCUGUUCAGCAAAGGACGCGAUGUGUUCGCCAUCAAGAGAGGGAAGCUCUCCGAUGACAAUUUUGAAAAACAGUUGAUAUUAAGUUAUAACAAAUAUUGCAAAUAAGUUAUAAUCGUUAAAAUUCUGAAACGACGAAUGACACAAAAAAGAAGCACCCUUCGGUUUUAAUGUUUUCUAAUUUCUCAGCAGUUCAUCUUUCUUCUCACUACAG